This is a messenger RNA of Adineta ricciae, 411 nucleotides long. The record is from the annotation of a GenBank genome assembly. Lineage: Eukaryota; Metazoa; Rotifera; Eurotatoria; Adinetida; Adinetidae.
AUGGUGACAUCAAUUAUGGAUGAUAAUAUUAAUACAAGCUCAGUGAAAGAUAAGAAAUACCAUAUAAUUUUGAUUUAUCUUGUUCAUGAAGAAGACAACAACUAUUGUGGAGGUGGUUAUCGUGAUGUACCAACGAAAUUGGUGGGUGCUGUUGGUGGUGAUACAAUUAACGACAUGGUUGAUGAAGCCUAUGAAUCAUUGGAAGAAAAUGUGCGAACUGAGAUAAACGUCCCAUUUAAUACAGAAAAUAUCAAGGAAUCUGUCGCAUUUGAUCUUGUUGAAUGUUACAACGAAGAAGAAAUGAAUGUAGCUUUCGAAUAUCGAAGACAAGGAAGAAGUUGUGAAGAUAUUAAUAUGUUUAUUGCAAAGUUACGAGACGACGAAAAGAACAAACAUGAAAACAGGGGCUAA